GGAGGCGGAGCUGGGGAGCGAGUUAAGUAGGACGGUAAACUGGGGCUUUCGUCCUAGUUCUACUGCGUGUGCUCCCUGCUCUCCUACGCAGGGAUGGCAGCCGCUGCUCUGUACGACAAGGACCGGGGGCGCGCUGCCAGGCCGGCCACAGUCCGCCUCAAGAUCCUGCUUGGACACCUGCAGGGCUCCGCGGCCCCGGCGAUCGCAGCUUACCCAACUUCAACUGCUGUUGUACCUUCCAGUGUCAAUCCUCAGAAAUUCCAGUACACAAGGGAUAAUGAUGUCUUAACUCUAGAACAGAGACAAUUUUAUGAAGACAAUGGUUUCCUAAUCAUUAGAAAACUAGUAUCUGAUGCAGAUAUUCAGCGCUAUAGGGAUAAGUUUGAAAGGAUCUGCAGAAAGGAAGUGGAACCUCCAGGAAUAGAAAUCAUGAAGGACGUGACCAUUGUAAAAUCAGCCAUUUCUCCACAUGAGAAUGUCACUACAAAAAUCCAGAAUUUUCAGAAUGAUGAGGAACUCUUCAGCUACUGCACCCUACCUCAGAUUGUUAAAUAUGUCGAGUGUUUUACUGGACCCAAUAUCAUGGCUAUGCAUACAAUGUUGAUAAACAAGCCUCCAGAUUCUGGCAAGAAGACUUCUCGGCAUCCUUUCCAUCAGGACUCGCACUACUUCCCAUUCAGGCCUCACAAUUCCAUUGUUUGUUCUUGGACCGCCAUGGAACAUAUUGAUAGAAACAAUGGCUGCCUGGUUGUGUUACCAGGCACACACAAGGGCCCCUUGAAACCACAUGACUAUCCUAAAUGGGAGGGAGGAAAUAAUAUUAUGUACCAUGGUAUCCAGGACUAUGAUUUAAACCAACCCAGGACUCACCUUGUGAUGGAGAAGGGAGAUACUGUUUUCUUCCAUCCUCUGCUCAUUCAUGGAUCUGGAAGAAAUAAAACUGAAGGGUUCCGGAAGGCAAUUUCCUGUCACUUUGCCAGUUCUGACUGCUACUAUACCGAUGUAAAGGGCACUAUUCAAGAAAACAUCGAGAAGGAACUCCAAGACUUUGUAGAAAAAAAGUAUGGUAUCUCCGAUAUCCAAUUAAAGGAUGUUUGGAAAAUUCGAGCAAAGCUUGUGAAAGGAAGGAUAAUCAAUCUUUGAAGUGUUCCUCAAAAGUCAACACCAGGUGCCAAUGGAGGAUGUUUUUAUAUGAGUAAUGUCCUUGUUAUCACAUACUAAUGUGAAAAGGCACUUGGUUGUAUGCAGUAUUGUCUGCAUUUGCAUUGUUAAUGUUUUGAUAGGCUAAAAUUUGUAAUAUGUAAAAAGCUUAACAAUGUCACAACUGACAAAAAUGCUUAUGUAAUUUCGGAGUGAUCCAAGUCUUCAAAAAAUUGGGGAGGGGGGACCAUCAAGUACCUCUUAGCUAAAAGAAAAUCUACUGAGUUCAGAAUCUUUGUAAGUAUAAACUACCUAGGUGCUACUAGCACCUAAAAAGUGAUGGCUGUUUGCAUUCAUAGUUAGGGGGGAAUCUACUGCAGGUGCUUCUCUAGGGAGACAAAGGAUAAGAACUUGUUCUAAGCAGGUAGUUCUUUAAUCAGUGGAAGAUUAUGGAAUAAGGUAAAGGAAAGACCUGCCACAUUCCACAGUAGACUAUAGUCCAACAGAAAGUGUCCCCUCCUCCCAACUGCCUCCUUAAAAAAUGGAUUUUAUUUAUUCCUUUCUCUUUUUCUGACCCUGAUGAACAGGGUAACAUCAUCCUAUGAUUACAUUUGUAUUCUUUUCAGGCAAGAGAAAUGAAUAUCUUCAUAAUUAGGACUGAUGUUAAGGGUAGGUGGUGGGAAGCUUAUCUGAUCAUUUUGAUUUUAAGUCAGAGUGAACAUGAUGUGUGGUGAUUUCUUGCCAUUGAUCUUCGAGUUUCCAUUUGCUUCCCUACUUAUGAAAGCAGGUGAUGGUAGUAAGGGGCCAUAUUUCACAUUAAUUUUCCAAUCAUGGUAGGGACAAUUUCCUAGUAUUAAAAUAGGAGGGAGAAAGAUAUGGGGGACCUCCCAACACUCCUCCUCCUCCCCUUUCUUGCCAUAUAAGUAGAAGACGUAUUUCCUUGGCUUUUCUUUGGUUCCCAAUGGUCACUAACAGCAUAAGUGUACCUACUUUAAACCUACAGUAUCCCCCAGCAGUAGGGUGAUAGGAGCUAGUAUGAGAGAGUUGGGCAAUGGAAAGACUAAUAAGGGAAUACAAAUGAAGACUAUAAAUGUGAGCUAGAUGGACCAUUGUCUCACUCUGGAAUACUGAAUUUCUCCCACCAGUUUUUGCCAAUUUUGGAACAAAGAUGUUUUUGAAAUAAAGUUAAAUAGUAAGGGGGAAAGCAAA
Molecule: messenger RNA, 2349 nt
Organism: Dromiciops gliroides (monito del monte)
Lineage: Eukaryota; Metazoa; Chordata; Mammalia; Microbiotheria; Microbiotheriidae
Gene: PHYH
Product: phytanoyl-CoA 2-hydroxylase
Exons: 9
Coding region: 94-1143 (349 amino acids)
Biological process (GO): fatty acid alpha-oxidation
Molecular function (GO): phytanoyl-CoA dioxygenase activity
Source: RefSeq, a predicted model, not a curated record